GAUAAAAAAAAAAGAAGCAAGUCAUAUAUAUAUAUUCUUUAUGGACGGGGUUGGACUUGCAUUAAUUACAAUUUACAAAUUGGUAAGCAUUAAGGCGUAGAAACUAACAAAUGUUAACUAUGUGAUAUCAAAUAUUUAAUAUUUUGCCAUAUUUGGAAACUUACGACAAAACAAAUAAUAUAGUGAAUCACCGCAACUCCAAGUUCCUGUCUGACACUUGUACUUGAUAAAUUCUAUUAUAUAUUUCAUUAACAUAAAAAUAAUAUAUUCAUUUGUAUUUUGCAGAAAGCCAUAUGGACUAUUUGUACUAUUAUGUAUUUUGUUGAUCAAUCCAUUCUUUUACUUUUUUGGGCAAAUAUCUUUCGUACAAAUCCAUUUAUAUAUAUAGUUGUUUCAUAUGACCAUAAUAAUUAAGGCCCCUAAAGUUUUUUUUCACUUAUAAAGUAAUUAAAUUAAGAAAAGAAAAUUUUGUCAGAGAGGCAGAGUCCUGUGAUGCCCAUUCACUAUUUUCACAUGACAUCUGAUAGAAUAGAAUACUAAAAAUAAUUAUAAAUAUGUACGGACAUGUCAAAAAGAAAAUAUUAUUGAUGAUGGAAAUUUACCUAAAUCACAAUCGGUUAAUAUAAUUUUGUUGGGUCUAAAUCGGUUAAUAUAAUUUCAUUUUUUAUCCAAACAAUUCCAUUAAGUUUCCACUAUCUCCGAUUAUAAACUAGAAAAGAAUUAAGCAGUGAUUAAGUAAUAUAUAUAUGUAUUUAUAUUAAUAUACGUAUAUUUAAGCUAUAUUUAUAUAUUCUCUUAACCUAGAAACAUUAUACAAACUUCUUUCUAUUUCGUUGGUUGCUUUUAUUUUUUCUCCCUAUUUAUUAAAAGUAAACGCUAAUACUAUUUUGGACUAGAACUUACUAUAUAUCAAAUCUAUCAAAAAUGUCUCAAUUUAAGAUGUAAGUUUGUGUGUAUAUAUGUGUGUGCACAUGCAUAUAUAUCUUUAGUUUAUUCCUCGAAUAGAUUGUUGACUCUUGGCUCAACCUUCCUUUCUUUCUCUUUCUCCUUAUUUGUUUCUCUUCUUCUUCGUUUCCCUUUUGUUUUUGUAAGAUCUACAAAAAAAACCCUAGAAAGAGAGGAACGUAGGGGAGAAUCAAUUAGAGGAUAAAAUUGAUGGGAAGAGGGAAGAUUGUGAUCCAAAGGAUCGAUGAUUCUACCAGUAGACAAGUCACUUUCUCCAAACGAAGAAAGGGUCUUAUCAAGAAAGCCAAAGAGCUAGCCAUUCUCUGUGACGCCGAGGUCGGUCUCAUCAUCUUCUCCAGCACCGGAAAGCUCUAUGACUUUGCCAGCUCCAGCAUGAAGUCAGUUAUUGAUAGAUACAACAAGAGCAAGAUCGAACAACAACAACUACUGAACCCCGCAUCAGAAGUCAAGUUUUGGCAGAGAGAAGCUGCGGUUCUAAGGCAAGAAUUGCAUGCUUUGCAAGAGAAUCAUAGACAAAUUAUGGGGGAACAACUAAAUGGUUUGAGCGUCAACGAGCUAAACAAUCUUGAGAAUCAACUUGAGAUAAGUUUGCGUGGUAUUCGUAUGAAAAAGGAACAAAUGAUGAAUCAUGAGAUCCAAGAACUAAGCCAAAAGGUCACUAUGAGAUAUGCAAUUACACACAAUAUAUUUCUCACGCAUAUCAAUCUAAACUCUCCAAAAAUAAUAUGUUACAAUUUUCACUUUGUGAUUUUUCUGAUGGUGGUGCAGAGGAACCUCAUUCAUCAGGAGAACCUCGAGUUAUCUCGAAAAGUACAACGGAUUCAUCAAGAAAAUGUGGAGCUCUACAAGAAGGCUUAUACAUCAAGCACAAACGGGUUUAUACAACGUGAACUAGCUGUCGCGGAUGAUGAAUCUAACACUCAGAUCAGGCUGCAACUAAGCCAACCGGAUCAUUCCGAUUAUGAGACCCCACCAAGAGCAAGCCAAUAACACCAUGUGAUUGAUGUGUGGAGAUACCAUGGUGUUAAAAGAAUAAACCAAAGGUGUUUGAAUACAGAUCUUGAAUUGGAAACAAACAAGAAACUUCAAGAAGCCAAGCCAUAAUAAGCAGCAUGUCUCUUCUAAAUUUUCAUCAAAUCAUACUUUUCCUUUCUCUUGUCCGUUUCAAUUGUAUAACUGAAGCAUAUAUAAUACAGAAGAAAUACAAUUAAAAUUGUGUUUAUUAUACUCAUCCUGAGUAUAUACUGACAUAUGGUCCGGUCCUUUUAUAACCACACAUUCGCUAAUUAACUGAAGAAAAAAGAACAUCCACUUGAUUUUAUCGGAAUUCUCUAUAAAUGUUCUACACUUAAGAAAAUAUAUAUAUCUCAACACUUAAGAUUUUAAUUUUCAGUAACAAUGCACUUAAGAUGUUCGACAAUGGUUGUUGCUCUCCUUCUUUUCCUCCUGCCCCAUUUGUUCUUUACCUAUUUCAGAGUUGUUUGUUGGGUCUGAUCUGACUUGGUAAGAUACUACUUUGUAAGCUUUGUUUAUGGUUUCCGGGGGACAUGUAAGUCAUCCGAUAGCUUUAGACUCUAGGAAGUGGUCUGUAUUCUAUCAUGUAAUGGCUUGAUUUGUAACAUCCCAAUUUUUGAUAUAUUUGGAAGGACUCAUUAAAAUUGAUUUAGCUAUAUAUGUUACCAAAAUGUGUUUAUCUUUUCGGGCACAUAUCCGUUUAGAACUCUAGAUUUAAGCGUGAUUAAAUUGAAAUAAUAGAAAGAUGAGUGAUCUAUCGAAGUGAUUUACGAUAUCGUAUGAGUGAGGCCAAAACAUGAAAAAAUGUCAUAUGGUGAUUGCAUGUUCAGUAAACAAGACUAAUAAGCUUCCGAAAAAUUAACACACUGUCCAUUCACGGGAUAGAGCCUACGGG
Molecule: messenger RNA, 2875 nt
Organism: Brassica napus (rape)
Lineage: Eukaryota; Viridiplantae; Streptophyta; Magnoliopsida; Brassicales; Brassicaceae
Product: agamous-like MADS-box protein AGL21
Exons: 7
Coding region: 1156-1956 (266 amino acids)
Biological process (GO): positive regulation of transcription by RNA polymerase II
Cellular component (GO): nucleus
Molecular function (GO): protein dimerization activity; DNA-binding transcription factor activity, RNA polymerase II-specific; RNA polymerase II cis-regulatory region sequence-specific DNA binding
Source: RefSeq, a predicted model, not a curated record